CUGGAACGAUUCGAUUCGGCUGACUUGCGAUCGAAAGAAAGCAGAGUGAAGAAAAAAAAGAGCUGGUUUUUUGUGUGUGCAGCAGCUGUCUGGCCCCUUCCGAAAAAGGAAAACUUCGCUGAAAAGGUUUUCCCUUCCAUCAAUUUGUUGUAUUAAUCGGUGGACCUGCAGGUCCAUCUUCCCGUGUGUUCCGAACGCUCCCGCACUACCGUUUUGGUUGACUGAUUUUGCGGAGAUUUUUCUUCCAACCCGCUUCCAAAUUCCGGAAUUUCGCAAAACGAGAGAGAUGGCCUCGACGACGGUGCCCACGAUCUGCAAGGACCUGGACGGGGACGACCGGUGGCUUGCGGUGCACAAGCGGUUCGUGCAGGAGUGCAAGGAAAAGGACCCGGAGGUCAUGUUCAUCGGCGAUUGCGUGCUCGAGUCGCUGCAGUUCACCGACUUUUGGAACAGCCACUUUGUGCCGCUGCACUGUCUCAACUUUAGCAUUCGGAACGACCGCACCCAGAACGUGCUGUGGCGGUUGCAAAACGGCGAGCUGGAGAACGUCCGGCCGCGGGUGAUUGUGCUGCACGUCGGGACGAACAACAUUGGCGACAGCGCGGAGGAGGUGGCCGAAGGCGUGCAGGCGAUCGUGGCCACCAUCCGGAGCAAACUGGCCGGGGUGUACGUGGUGAUUCCGACUCUGCUCCCGCGGGGCCACCAACCGAACCCACUGCGGGACAAAAACGCCGCCGUAAACGGGCUGCUCAAGGAGCGGUGCGCCGGCAUGGACAAGGUGCAGAUCGUCGCCGUGGACGGGGGCCUCAUCCAGAGCGACGGCACCAUCAGCCACCACGACAUGUUCGACUAUCUGAACCUGACGAACGUCGGCAGCAAGAAGGUGUUCGAGCCCGUCUGGGACCUGCUGCACCAGAUUCUGACCGAGAACGAGAAGGAACGCGAUCUGACCCCGUCGGAGUGAAGUGGGCUUGAGUGAGAAGAUUGCGGGUGUGUUUGUGCGUGUGCGUGUGCCUUGGAGAGAUUGUGGACUGGAGAAGAAAGAAGAAAACACCACACACGUGUGCGAAUUAUACACUGAAAAAAAAAACACACACACAAUCACGUAAUUGAAAAUUUCAUUUAUUGUGCUGCUAGGAAACUAAACAUUCCCUUAGUUUUUUUUGUUUUACAACUUAAGAACAAACCAUAGUUGGAGUUUAUUUAAAUAUUAUUAUUUAUAUUAUGUAACGGCUCGUAUUGAUAUUAUUUAUUACGUAACGUAUUAUUUAUUAAGGAUGUAACGUAGCUUAGCGAAAAACAUAAAGUUGGCUUAUUAAAGAAACAAACUUCGAAUCUGCUCAACGUAACGAUAUCUGAAUCCAGUCUGCUUCGAUCAUAAUUUCUUUUUUGCAAAAAAAGUGACAAACAAAAAUUAAAACCUAAACACACCGUACUAGGAUAGUGAGUUAGAAUUGUCCAAACAACCGUCUUCUGUAGUGUUACGAAAGUAGAGUCGUGUAGUAGCAGUUACAAUGUUCCACCUUACCUCACGAAUUUUUCAUGUAACAAAAGCAAAACAAAACAUUCUCUGUCCCUUGAAAAAAAGAAAACGAAACACUCUAGACUUUAGCAUGAUCUCAAAAGAAUUUCGAGCACGUGUGCGAAGCGCGGCAGGAGCUGGAGAAGUUGGUCAUCAAAUCGAAUAAAUAUAAAUACAUAUAUUUUUCUACCACAAAACAAAAACACACACAUAAACAUACAGUUAAAAAUAAAUACAAUACAAUCUACCUUAACAGCGAGUACUGAUAAACAAUUAAAAUUACAUUCCAUAAAAAAA
Messenger RNA from Culex pipiens pallens (northern house mosquito), 1819 nucleotides. RefSeq names its product platelet-activating factor acetylhydrolase IB subunit beta homolog (gene Paf-AHalpha). The coding region runs from base 287 to 964 and encodes 225 amino acids. The transcript has 2 exons. NCBI's taxonomy places the organism in Eukaryota, Metazoa, Arthropoda, Insecta, Diptera, Culicidae. The record is from RefSeq and is a predicted model, not a curated record.